AUGUUGAAUGCAACGGCCAUCCUGGUAUCACAAAUACGUGAAUAUCAAAGUUUAAAUGGCAUAUAUUACAAAAUGACUGACACGAUAUUGUCCAAUAACUCAUAUCCAUAUUUUGGAGUGUUACAGAUCCUACUGGCCGUUCAAUUUGCGUUAAACAUAUACCUUUUAUUGACAUCCUCAUUUAAUUGGUGGCUAUUUUUUCUCAUAGUGGUUGCCCAACUCACCUCAGGCACGGCACUCAUGCAUGAACCUAAGAAUCUACUCAUAGAAGCCUCUGGAAUGACACAUUUUUCUUUAUUUGCAGGAUUUUUAUAUGCACCAAUGGUACUCCUUUAUAGACAUGGAAUUUUGACUGUCUUUAUGGGGUUUUUAAUUGAAUAUGUUAUAUUUACAAUGGAUUAUAUCCUUAUCCUGGCUGAUUAUAUACCAAACCAAUAA
Naumovozyma castellii is the source of this 438-nucleotide messenger RNA. RefSeq lists its product as uncharacterized. NCBI's taxonomy places the organism in Eukaryota, Fungi, Ascomycota, Saccharomycetes, Saccharomycetales, Saccharomycetaceae. Bases 1 to 438 code for a protein of 145 amino acids. The record is from RefSeq and is a predicted model, not a curated record. The transcript has a single exon.